AUGUUGGAGGAGAAGAGCUGGAAAGGUGUCGGUGAAGCAGCUUUUGACAGGGGGUGUGUGGCUCCCCCCAGGACCGGCGACGGGGAGCGAUGCUGCCGUCUCCCUCUCCUGCUGGGCUCGGGGCUGCCCGGCGUCUCCCUGCUUUCUCUGGUGCUGAGCCUCCUGCUGUACUUUCGGACCUCCGAUCUGCAGUCCCGGGUGUCCCACUUGGAAGCAGACAGACCCACACAGCUCCCUGCCUGGCUCUCAGCAGACCAAAUGGAGACAGCUAUUUUGGGAAGAGUUGACCAACUGCUUGACGAGAAAUUAAAGUUCCACUUGCCGAGACAUCGAGAAGUUCGAGACACACACCAGCGAUGCAACUGCCCGGCAGGCCCACCUGGAGACAAAGGUGCAAUGGGGAUCCCUGGGCGGCCGGGACUAAAAGGGCAACCCGGAGAGAAGGGUGCUCCAGGAGAAGCGGGCAUGUCUAUCAUCGGGCCUCGCGGUCCACCCGGACAGCCUGGAACAAGAGGUUUUCCUGGAUUCCCGGGCCCUAUUGGCUUGGAUGGCAAACCGGGUCAUCCUGGACAGAAGGGGGAGAUGGGUGCUGCAGGUCCCAGGGGACAACCUGGACCCUCAGGACAAAAAGGAGAAAAGGGUCAGUGUGCAGAGUACCCACACAGGGAAUACCUAAGUACCACCCUUGCAGCCCUGCGCUCUAACCAGAUCCUUACAUUAAAGGGUGAACAAGGACAAGCGGGAAUCCAAGGUCCCCCGGGGCCCCCUGGCCCGCCAGGGCCCACUGGACCAGCUGGACCCGAAGGAACCCCAGGACAGCCUGGGCCAGUUGGGCCGCCUGGCAGAGCAGGAGAACCUGGGAAGCCUGGCAGAGACGGAAAGGGCUUACCUGGGCCUCCUGGACCAAAGGGAGACCCUGGGAUUCAGGGAUACCCUGGCAGAAAGGGCGCUCCUGGGAUGGCCACCGCAGGGAUGAAGGGCGAGCCUGGGACUCCAGGAGAAAAGGGAGAUCCUGGAGUCCCAGGGAGGAUGGGCCCCCCAGGUUUGCCAGGGAAGAGGGGGCAGCGGGGUGAGAAGGGACGAGCUGGUGACCCUGGGCUUCCUGGACUCCCUGGCACGAAGGGAGAGAAAGGAAACGCUGAGAAUGCCCUGGAGGGAGGUAAAGGAGAACCUGGCCCUCCAGGUCUGCCUGGGCCCCCUGGACCAAAGGGAGAAGCUGGUGAUGUUGGCCGGCCUGGUGCUGCAGGGUCACGGGGAGAAAAGGGGGAACCUGGUUCACCGGGAGACCAGGGACCCAUGGGCCCAAGGGGCCCCAAAGGAGAGCCUGGGAAGGAUGAAAUGAUGGACUAUGAUGGUAACAUCAGUGAAGCUCUCCAGGAAAUACGAACUUUGGCCUUGAUGGGACCUCCAGGACUUCCAGGUGUGGCUGGACCUCCAGGGCCACCAGGACAGAAGGGUGAAAUUGGCUUGCCAGGUCCUCCAGGCCAUGAUGGAGAAAAGGGACCACGCGGCAAGCCUGGAGAAAUGGGCCCCCCUGGCCCUCAUGGACUGCCAGGAAAGGAUGGACCACCUGGAAUAAAGGGAGAGCCAGGCCAUAUCGGGGUUACAGGAGAAAAGGGCGAUAAAGGAGAGCCAGGACAAGCCGGCUCACCAGGUCUUGAUGGCCCCACUGGAGAGAAAGGUGAACGAGGUGACCAAGGGAUGCCAGGACCAUCAGGAUUGCCGGGUCCCAUUGGACUUCCAGGACUGACAGGAGAGAAGGGCGAGCCUGGGGAGCAUGGAGACAAAGGAAAUCCGGGAGAAUCGAUAUCUGGCCCCCCUGGACCCCAAGGCCCACCAGGACCUCCAGGUCUUCAGGGCCUCCCAGGACCGAAGGGGGAAGCAGGGAUUGAUGGAAUGAAAGGAGAGAAGGGUGCCCAGGGUGAAAAAGGAGACAGAGGGCCACUGGGAUUACCUGGUGCUUCAGGUUUAGACGGCAGGCCUGGACCACCGGGUACUCCAGGACCAAUUGGGGUUUCGGGACCAGCAGGACCAAAAGGAGAAAGGGGCAGUAAAGGAGAUCCUGGAGUUGUAGGACCAAUGGGGCCGGCAGGACUUCCUGGUUUACAAGGUCUACCUGGUGACAAAGGAAUCCGGGGGGAGAGGGGCAAGAAAGGCUCUAGAGGGUCUAAAGGGGAUAAGGGAGACCAAGGAGCGCCUGGAUUAGAUGCACCCUGUCCGUUGGGAGAAGACGGCCUUCCAGUUCAAGGCUGCUGGAAUAAGGGUCAAACUCCUUGGCUGAUAGCCAAAAAGUGA
Messenger RNA from Aptenodytes forsteri (emperor penguin), 2295 nucleotides. It is a transcript of the gene COL13A1, whose product is annotated as collagen type XIII alpha 1 chain. Bases 1 to 2295 code for a protein of 764 amino acids. NCBI's taxonomy places the organism in Eukaryota, Metazoa, Chordata, Aves, Sphenisciformes, Spheniscidae. The transcript has 41 exons. The record is from RefSeq and is a predicted model, not a curated record.